Molecule: messenger RNA, 13228 nt
Organism: Corythoichthys intestinalis (scribbled pipefish)
Lineage: Eukaryota; Metazoa; Chordata; Actinopteri; Syngnathiformes; Syngnathidae
Gene: sptbn5
Product: spectrin, beta, non-erythrocytic 5
Exons: 73
Coding region: 219-12437 (4072 amino acids)
Biological process (GO): actin cytoskeleton organization
Cellular component (GO): cortical actin cytoskeleton; cell junction; cell projection
Molecular function (GO): actin filament binding
Source: RefSeq, a predicted model, not a curated record
UAUGAGUCAUCUCGGACUACGAAGCAAGUUGGAAAGUUAUUUUUACUUGAUGGCAACUUUAUAUGGCCUUUCAGUGGAGAUUGUGUAUUUGUGGGUGUGCACAGGGCAAUCAGCCAAUCAGGACGUAGGCAGCAGCGGUUUGUCAAGUUGCAAAAAUAUCUAACCCUUGAACGUCGGGUGAUGUUAGCAGGUUUGAGGUAAAGUCAGGGGGAGGCAAUAUGUCAGUGGGGGGCCGCCUCAGUGGAUUAUGGGUAAAAAGGAGGUACAGGAGCCAGAAGUCCACUUGGAGCCUCCACAAGAUCGUGGGCAUGCUGAUGGAUCUGGAUGCUAUGAAAAUCCGCUAUGAUAAAUUGGUGUCCGAGCUACUGCGCUGGAUCCAAGUGACUGUACUGCGCCUCAAUGACAGAACUUUUCCCAACUCUGUGAAGGAGCUUCAGAUCCUGAUGGGAGAUUUCAAGACCUACAGGACGGAGGAGAAACCACCCAAAUAUCAGGAACGUGGAGCCAUCGAAGCUCUUUUGUUCAGUCUGAAGACUCAACUGGCUGCUAACAACCAGAGAGCCUAUGCGCCAUCGGAAGGCAAAACCCUCAGAGACAUCGAAAAAGGAUGGCUACUUUUAGAGAAAGCAGAACAUGAGCGCGAAGGAGCCCUACAGGGAGCGCUCCUGCGCUUGGAAAGCCUGGAGCAGCUGGCCCAGAGGUUUGGCAGAAAGGCAACCCUGAGAGAAACCUACUUGGAGGACACCAGGCACCUGAUCCGCCAGCAGAAUUUUGACAGCCUGAGCACCUUGGAGGAGGCGCAGGUGGCUAUCAGGCGUCUGGAGGCGCUUGCCACCGAUGCACAGGCCAGGGAGCCUCGUUUCCACGCCCUGCAAGACAUGGCCGACGCCAUCCAGAGAGGAAACUACCACGGCAAGGAACUUGUCAACAGGAGGGCGGAGAAGAUUAGAAGUGGAUGGAAGGAUAUUCUGAAGCAGCUGCAAGAGCAGAAGGAGAUGCUGGGAAGUGUCGUCUCAACUUUCAGUGUCCUCAGAGAUAUUGACGUCUUCUCCCAGGAACUCAAAGAGCUUCACGUCCAGGCUUCCUCUUCUGAGUUCGGCAAACAAUUGACAGAGACGGAUUCUCUUCUCAAGAAGCACCGCCUCCUGGAAGCACAAAUCUCAACCCACGGCGAGACCAUCAGCACCAUCGGCAGCACGGCCCUCAAAGGAAACUCAAGGGACAUUCACAAAAUCGAAAGCAGAGUGAGAGCUCUGCAUAGCCAGUAUAUGGCUUUAGUGUCACACAGCACCAACAGAACGCGUCGUCUGGAGGCCAUGUUGGCACUCUUUGAGUUCUUCCACAACUGUGAAGAGUUGGAGGUGGGGCUCGAUGAGUGCCGGACACAGCUUCAGGCUGCUUCGCUCGGACGGGACGUUGAUCACGUGAUGCUGACGCUGCACAGACACAAGGCAUUGGAGGUGGAACUUCAUGCUCAGGGGCCCGUGUAUCAUCGCGUCUUGCGUGAAGGGGAGAAUGUCAGCACUGAGCAGAGUGCAGAGGACCAGCGAUACAUUGGCAAACGCAUAAAAUAUUUGGCCAAACUCUGGAUGCAAGUCAAUGCAGAUGCCAGUGCUCAAAGACAGAGACUGGACGCCGCCUUAGCCAUCAAACAGUACUUUGCGGAUGUGGAGGAGGCAAACUCCUGGCUGACCGUCAAAAAAGCGCUGCUGACCAGUGAGGACUACGGGAAGGAUGAAUCCAGCUCAACAGCUUUGCUCCAGCGCCACUUGCACCUUGAAAAACAGAUGAAAGCCUAUGGUGCUGAGAUGAAGAGGCUGGCAGAGCAGGCCAGAAGUGCCGCAGGAUUCACGGCACUCACUGUGGAACCCCAGUCGAGUCAGGUGGUCGAAUCCAGUGACUCUUCAGACGAGGGGGGACCACAGGGGACAUCGUCGCCCCCCAGAGCUACAAGUGGGACUGGUUCUGUACCCCAGGAAGUCAAGGCCAAGGUUCGGUUCAAAUACAUCCGAGGUGACUUUCCAUUGGAUCGGAAUGAGACUGUCACGAUCAUUAGGACUGACACUAAUCAUGACAAAGUUAUGAUCAGAGAUGUCCGAGGAAACCAGCAACUGAUCCCCAACACGUACCUGACAUUUGCGCCAGCUCCGGCUCCUUCCAACUCACCAGCUUCAACCAAUGGUAUAGUAAACAUCCAGGGGAGGAGGUUUAUCCGUCUGAGUCGCCGUCGUUCGACCUAUCACAGCACCAGUGAGAUUCAAACUCCAUGGGCCCCAGACCCUCAGUAUCAGAGAGCCACGGUAGAGAUGACUCAGGCCCAACUGGAUGAGGACUAUAUGUCCAUGUGCAAUCUCUUGGAGUCUAAGGUUAAGAUUCUGGAGGAGAUGGUGCUCCUGCAUCGUUUCUAUGGCCGUUGCCAGGAGUUUGAGUGGUGGAUAGAUGACAAGGAGAGCAACCUGGAUAAUUUCAACACACACCUCAAAGACCUCCAUAUACUCCAAGCCAAAUAUGAGAACUUUGUGACUGAAAUGAUGAGUGGGCAUGGCCAGUUGGAUGACAUUACCAAGACUGCACAGGAGCUGGUGAGGAACAGACAUGGUAAACACAAAGACAUCCAGAGAUGCCUUAGCAGCCUUAACACCAGAUGGGAAAGUCUCCAGCGGCGCAAGGAUGAAAAGGCUCGCGAGGUGCUGAGCAUGGCUGACAUGCGCUUCCUCCUGCAGCAAGUCCAGGAUGUAAGGACACAGUUGGCCCAUCUCGAGCAGCUGGAACCCGUAAACAUGAACAUGGCAGGCAGUGGAGGUAGUUUAUUUGCACUGCGGGCUGGUGAGAAUCAGCAAGCAAGCACCCAGCGAAAUAUCAACACCCUGGAAGGCAGGAUCGCUUACUUGAAGGACCUCGCCAAUGGGAAGCAGGAAUGCAGUCCAGCAGAGAGUGCGGCUAUCAUAGAGGAGGUGCGAGGUCUAGAGAUGCUCCUGAAGCAGGUGAAGGUUCGAGCCAUAGAGUACCAGCGGGACCUAGAGGAGGCCCGACUGCUUCAGCACUUCCAGCAACAGACCAAGGAAAUGCAGCAUUGGUUGGUGGCCUACCAGGAGGCCCUGCUGCGGAAUGGGGCGGUGACCGAUGUGGCCUCAGCUGUAGCCAGGCUGGAGGAGCAUGAAGAGCUUUGGAUAGAAAUUGAGGAGCACAGGAGGAGGUAUGGCAACAAGGACAUGCCUCACACUCGCUUCACACUCCCCAUUUUUGACAACACCUCCUGUUGUAUCAGAAUGAAAGAGACAGAGACGUUGGGCGAGUCUCUUCUUGGUUCCUCUGACAGAAAGCUUGACACAGUCGACAUCCAGUAUAUGCUUGCGGACCUGAGAGCUGAUUGGUCCAAACUGGAGCAUCUGUGGACCAAUAGGAAGAAGCACUUGGAGCAGCAGGUGGCGCUACAGAGACUCAACCAGGAGGGCGACCGCAUUGAGGCUGCAAUGACCGGACACAGGGCGAGGCUUGGGCUAAAAGAUGUCGGGGACUCGUUAGACGCUGUACAAAGUCUGCUGGGUCGUCAUGAGGAUCUGGAAGUUGUGCUGAAGGCUUUGGAGCAACGUGUGGAUCUUUUCACCAAACGCAGCCAACAACUCAUUAGCCAGCAACACUACGCCGCCAUACAUAUCCAGCAGAGGAUAGGAAGCCUACAGAAAGCCAAAAGAAAGUUGAAGGAAAGUAGUGAUGAGAGGCAGAGUCAUCUGCAAGCCUCCAAGAAAUAUCAGGAGUUCCGGCAGGACGCCGAUGAGCUUUUGUUGUGGAUGGACGAGAAGUCUAAGAUGGCAGAGGAUGAGUCGUACCGCGAACCCACCAACAUCCUGUCUAAGCUCAAGAGGCAUGAGGCGGCUGAGAGGGAGAUGCAGGCCCACCAGGCAUGGAUGGAGAGACUGGUUCAGGUGGGGUCUGAUAUGCUGGAGGUGGAGCAUUUAGUUAGCAGCGACAUUACUAGGAUAUCAUCAGAGCUCACCAGCCGGUGGCGCCAUAUUCAGGUCAAAAUGGCUGAACGCGGCGAUAAGCUGAGACAGGCGGGGAAACAGGAACAACUCAUGGAGAUACUCAGGGAUGCCAAAGUCAAGAUGGAAUCCAUUCAGUGGACUCUCAGCAACGCCCCUCUUGGCCACGAUCGGCGGUCCAGCCAGCAGAUGCUCAAGGAACAUCAUGAGCUGGAGAAGGAUGCAAAAGAACUGGCAGAAAAGAUUAGCGCCAUCGUAGGCAGGGCAAAGAAUCUGGCGUCCAAUCACUCUGACUCACAGGGAAUCCUGAAGGAGACCGACACCUACUUAACCUUGUUCAUAUCCCUUCAGAAGCCACUGGAUAUUCGCCGGGAGCAACUCGAGGCAUUGGUGCAGCUCUAUGAGUUUUACUAUGAUGUGGAUCUAGAGCUAAGCUGGAUCUUGGAACACAGGCCUUCAUCGGUAUCAACAGCACAUAACUGGUCAUUGGUGGGAGCCACCAGCCUCAUGCAGAAGCACAAGGAGCUUCAGGCAGAGGUAAAUGCCCAUUCUCAGCACCUCAAAAACAUCCUGAAGAAAGGGCAACACCUGGCCAAGUCCAGCCAAUCAAACGCAGAAGAAGUUCUUCAAAGGUGCAGACAUCUGAGUGAUGAGUGGGGGAAACUUGAUGCAGAGUGCAGCCAGCGAGGAGCUCAUUUGAGCCAGGCCAUCACGAAAGCACAGUUGAUGCUGGACUGUUCCGAGCUGGAGGUCCGGCUAACAGAAACUUUGGACCUUCUUAACGUUGAUGAGCUGGGCAAGGAUUAUAUUGCCACACAGUCUCUACUCAGCAAGCAGCAGGUUCUUCAGGCCCAGCUGGAGGUUCUGCAAGUGGAGGUGGAUCAGAUUGAGGACCAGGUUGAGCAGGCGCUCCUCAACUGGGACCUGCAGGAGCUACACAUACCUGUGGGACAUCUGCAGGGACUGAAGCAUCAGCUGCUUCAAAAAGCGGCUCAUAGGGUUCAAAGAUUAAAGGAAGCUCUAGACCUGCACGAGUUCACACAAGAGGUCAAUGAGAUGGACGAGUGGUUGCAGCAGCAGCAGAAGAUGGCACAGUCCCAGGAUCUUGGUGCAGACUACCAACAUGUUGAGUUGCUCCUCAGGAAGUUUAAUGCAUUCCUGAAGCAACUUGAGUUGGCUGAGGAGCGGCUGGACUCAUGUGGCAAUCUGGGGACCCGACUCAUCGACAGCAAACACCCACAGAACAUCAUCAUUAGGGAAAAGCUACAGAACCUCCGUGAAUGCUGGGAGGACCUUAUAGAUGUGGCCAGGGAGCGUCAGAAGCAGCUGCUCAAGGCGGAGCGAUGUCACCGACUUCAUCUGGACCUGAGUGACGCUCUGACACUCAUUCAGGAGCGUCAGAAGAGUAUCCCGGACAACGUGGCCAAGGACUGGCGAGGAGCGAUGUCACAGCUCAGGAGGCACCAGGCUCUCCUGCAGGAGCUUGCUGCCGCUGAACAGCAGCUUCAAGAGCAGUUGGAUGUGGUGGAUGCGAUCUUGGACCACUGCUCACCUACAUUGAAACGCCGUCUGCAGAAAGUGCAACAAGAAGUGGUGGAGAGGUGGGAGGAGCUCCGGAUCCACGCCGAAGGAAGGGAGCUGGUGCUAACGCUAGCGUGCCAGCAGUAUUUGUUCUUUAACACGGUCCAGGACUAUCUGCUGUGGUGUGGUCAGCUGACAGGUGCCAUGGCAGCCGAGGAGCGCAUCAGCAAUGUAGCAACAGCUGACCUCCAGUUAUCGCUGCACCAGCAGCUAUGGGCUGAGCUGGAGGCCCGUCAGGAAGUGUACCAGCAGGCUGUUGACAUGGGAGAGCAGCUACAACUGCAGGACACCAGGAACCGGAACCAGGUGCUGCAGAAACUGGACAUCCUGCAAGCCGAGCGAGAGAAGGUUCAGGACCAGUGGUGUCGCAAGCAAAGCUGGUUAGAGAAGAUGCGCCUGGAGCAGCUCUUCUACAGAGAUGUCAGCAGCAUGGACAAGACGUGCAGCUCGCAUGAGGUGAUGUUGAAGAACAGCACUCUGGGAGAGACGAUGGACGAGACAGAAGCUCUCAUCAAACAUCACGAAUCCUUUGAGAAACUGAUGUCAUCUCAGGAGGAAAAGGUGUCGUGCCUUAAGGACUUGGCCGCACGCCUCAACAAGACACUCAGCAGAGAGAAGAGUGGGCAGACCCAAAACCGGCUUAAAGUAUUCCUUCAGCGACGUGAAAGAAUCAAAGAGCUGUCCAUCAAGCGGAGGGAGGAGCUACAGUUGUCUUGGCUAAUGUGUGCCUUCAACAGAGAUGUCGCAGAGGCAGAGGAGUGGGUGAGUGAGCGGAUGGUCAAACUUUCUGAGGACGCAAAAGCUGACCUCAGCAACCUGCAGACCAAAAUGAAGCUGCUUCAAAAGCAUCAGGUGUUUGAGGCAGAGAUUCUGGCACAUGACCAGAUUAUCAGCGAUGUGCGUCAGGCGGCCGAGAAACUGGUGGUCCUCCGUCACCCGAGCUCGACCGAAGUGAGAAGGAUUGCCAAGGCACUGGAGCGCCAUUGGGACCAGCUCAAAUUAGCAGUGGCCACGAGAGGGAAUAUUCUGGAGGACAGCAGAGACUUCCUGGAGUUCUUGCAGAAGGUGGAGGAGGUGGAGGCCUGGAUCCGACAGAAGGAAGUCAAGGUCAAUAUGGGAGACAUGGGGAAGGAUUAUGAACACUGUUUGGAGCUUCUAAAGAAACUUGGCGAGUUCCAUGGAAAAGGACGCGUGGGGGUUACUAUUGAUGAUGCUCAUAUCACAGCCAUGGACCGACUGGCAGCUCGGCUGGAAAAGCGGCAGAAUGUAGACGAAAUGCAGACCAUCAGACGGAGGAGACAGCAGCUCAAUGACAGGUGGAGUAAAUUCCAUGUGGACCUGAAUGACUACAAGAAGAAACUGGAGGGGGCCUUGGUGGUCCACGCGCUCAUCAGAGAACUGGAGAAUGUCCGCGACCGAGCCAGUGAGAAGAUGCUGCCUCUGUUAGAUCAUGACUGUGGAGUGGACGUGGAGAGCGUGGAGAACUUGAUCAGACGUCACAAGGAGACUGAGAGAGAGAGUAGGGUGAUCCAGGAGAGGUCCAAGGUUCUGGAGAAUGAUGUUUGCCAGCAGCUAAAGUUACGGUCAGUGAUGAGUGAAAAGCUGCAAGAAAAGCAGAAAGAACUUCAUAAAACCCUGGAGGUGCUAGACAAGGAGAUCAAGCACAGGAAGGAUAAGCUUCAGGAGGCUCAUCAGCUGCAACAAUUUAAAGCAAACCAGCGCCUUUUAAUGGAUUGGAUAGUCAAACAAAGCAAUGGGCUAGCCGAGAAAGAGUUUCCUCGAACUCGAGCUGAAGCCAACCGUCUCCUUGUGGAGCAUCAGGACUGUAAGAAAGAGAUGGAUACCCGGGCUGAGCGCUUCACUUCUGUCCAAGACUAUGGGCUCAGUUUGAUCCGGUCCCACCACAGUUGUCAGGCAGAAAUUCAAAAGGCUCUGGAACAGUUGGACAACGCCAAAGAUGGAAUGGAUCGAGCCUGGCAGAACCACAGUACAAGGCUGGAGCAGGAGUGCACCAAGCUGGUUUUCCUGGCCUACGUGGAGCAGUGUGAUACUUGGAUCAGUAACAAGGAAGCUGUCCUGGUCCAUCAGGAUCUUGGGAACUCAGUGGCCGAGGUGGAGAUCCUGCAGAGGAAGCAGCUCCAGUUUGAAGAAGCUAUAGAUGCUCAGCUAGACCAAGUGGCUCAAGUGGAGCAAUUGGCCCAUGAUAUGAUCCAGGAGAACCACUUUGACUCAGACAACAUUAGAACAAAAAGCAAAGCACUGGUUGCUAGGUGGAAUCAACUCCAGAAGCAGACCAGGUCUCGUCAUGAAGCUCUGGAAAGAUCCUUGCAACUAAAGAAGUUUUUGUCCAAUAGCUACCAGUUGUGCGCAUGGCUGAGUGAACGCAAUGCUUUGGCGUCUGAUGACAUAUGGAGAGAACCAAGCAACCUUCAGGCCAAAGUGUUGAAACAUCAAAGUUUCCAGGCGGAAAUCCUGGCUAACCGUUACCGCAUAGACGCUAUCACAGUGGAAGCAGAAAAACUGCUGCCUGAUAGUGGCACUGUUGAGGCCAAGGUGAGAACUCAACUAAAUGAGGCAACCGAGGCCUGGGCAAAUUUGGUGAGUAACUGUGAGAAGAAGAGGAACCGACUACAGGAGGCCUACCAGGCGCUGCAGCUCCAGCGCUCCCUGGAUGACCUAGAUGAGGUGGUGGACUCAGUGGAGAGGGACGUGUCCAACAAUGUAUGCGGAACUGAUCUGCCAUCAAUCAACAGGCUCCUAAAGACACAGCAGGACCUUGAAGACCACGUGGACAGUAUCUGUCCGAGACUGCAGACUCUGGUGGAGACAAUGGAAAACCUUCAGUUGCAGGGAAACUUUCGGGCUGAAGAGCUUCAGAAACGAGUGGCCAACACAGUCCACAGGUACAACAGCCUGCCAGAACAACUUCAUAGUCGCCGAGAGGGACUGGAGGCUUGGCAGCUCCUGUUCCAUUUCAGCCGGGACCAGGACGAGGAGCUGGACUGGCUCAGGCAGCGAAUGACCACAGUCACCUCUUCCGAAUGUGGAAGCUCGCUACCUGACAGCCAGAAGCUGCUUCACAAGCACCAGGUGCUGCUGCAGGAGAUUUCCAGUCGCGAACCAUUGGUUCAAGCUGUUCUGGAGGCGGGGCAUAGCUUGGUCAGAGGUCGCCACUUUGCAUCACGUGACAUCCUGGAGCGUGUGAACCAGCUCAAGCAUCUCUAUGGGGACGUAAAGAUGGAGGCGGAGACAAAAAGCAAACUCCUUCAGGAGGCGAUCAGAAUCCACAUCUUUCUGGCUGAGGUGCGCGAGCUGCAGCUAUGGCUGGAGGAGCAGCAGGGGGCAUUUGAGAAUAUUGAGAUCAUUUCCAGCGAGGAGGCGACGGAGGCUUUGUUGAGACGUUUGGAUGUCAUGGACCUGAAGAUAAAAAACCGGAAGACCAUUUUGGACCAGCUGUAUGACAGAGGACAAACUCUACAGCGGCUGCAGCAUCCCCACAGCCAAAUGGUCAGCGAGUGUCUUUUGAUCGUGUCGGAUCUCUUUGAGACAAUCAAGCAUCUUAGUGUGUCGCGUCGGUCUGUCCUGGAGGAGAACUUGCAUGUGUUUAUGUUCCAACGUGAAGCCAAAGAACUCCAAACAUGGCUGGAGUCCAGGAAAGCAGCAGUGGACUUGCAGGACUACGGUCAAGACCUGGAAGACAUAGAGGUUCUUCAGAAGAAGUUGGAUGUUGUGCUGUCAGAGGUCUCUGGUGUGGGUGAAAGUCGGCUGGCCUCGAUACGGAAACUCAGUGGAGGCCUGAAGCAGGACAGUCGGACCCACAGAGGGGACCAAGAGCUCAGUCGACUCUGGCACGACUUGGAUGACGCUAUCAGAACCAGACAACAGAACCUGCAGUCAGCCAGGAAGAUUCAUCAGUUCCAUCACGACAUGGAUGAAGUCAAAAGCUUGAUGGCUGAGAAGGAGGCAGCUUUGGACUUGGACGAGCUGAAACAGGACCUCCAUGCCAUCCAGACCCGUCUACAGCAGCACGAGACUCUGGAGCGAGACCUUGUAAUAAUCUCAGCUGAAGUGAGCCGCUUGAAGGAAGCAAGAAGAGUUCUGAAAGGCAGUUUUCCUGGUUCUGGCAUGCCUGUGAUUCGCAGGCUCGAUGAUCUUCACUCUAGCUGGGCAGCCCUCCAAGACAAGGCCAGGCGCCGCCGCGCUCGACUGGAUCAGGCCAAGGAUGCGCACAAAUUCUUGUCCCUCUGUGGCGAGCUAACGACAUGGCUGAAGGAGAUGUUGGUUAUGGUGAGUGGUAAGGGUUUGUUUGGAGAAAGGCCAGGCAGAGAGGGUUGCGAAGCAGACUACAACCUGAGGAGGCACAAAGAGUACCGAGUCCAGAUAGAGAGACACGCCCAGAAGGCUCAGGAUGUCAAGCGUGAUGGCAGGCGCCUCCUGCAGGAUGGAAACUUUAUGGCCAUUGAAGUGGAGGAGCGUGUACAUGAGCUGGAGGACCUUGAACGUUUGGUGUUUAAGACCUGGGAUGAGACGCACCAUGUGUACGAGAAGGACCUGGAGCUAAAGCUUCUCCAGAAGGAGCUAGACCAGGCUGAACGCUGGCUCAGCUCCUAUGAGGACUGCCUGACCAGCGCUCAUUAUGGCGAUUCUGUGUCAGACGUGGUUGACCUCCUGAAGCAACAGGAGGAUCUGGAAGCUAUGUUCACACUGCAGAGUGAACUCUUUGACGCCCUCCAAAACAAGACCACUCAGAGAGAAAGGAAGCUCCGUCUGCGUGGGAAUGAGGAUAAGGAGCUUGAAGAGAGAAGGCCACUGGCCAAAGUUUUAUCUCAAAGGAAGGUGCCUGAUCUAAAAAACCCAGAGAUCUACUCCUCUUCCCCAGUCAGCGAGAACAGCACCUAUUGUAGCACCUUCUCCAAUCUGACUUUUAGAUUAGACGAGGAAGAAUUAUCAGAUAUAAGACCUCUUACCCUAAUUUCAUCCAUCCGAAAGACUGAUCCCAAAUCUUCAUCGAUCUCAUCCUCCUCUCAAGUCAGUGAGUCUCAGAGAUCUGACCAGGAGGAGAACCUUAAGAAAAGCCCAUCCACCAGAUUUUUAUCCCUUAGGAGGGCAACUGUUUUAAUACCUUCAGAUAUCUCAUCCUCCUCUCAAAUCAUUAAGACCAGCACUUACUUCAGUUCUUCUUGCACAUCUGAUCAGAAGGAGGUGGUCGAGGAAUACUCGAGAUCACCAUGUGGAUUGAACCAAGAGGAGCUUCUUGAGAGAGACCCUUCUUUUUCAUCUCUCCAUAAGGUGACUGAUAUAGAUACUUCAGGAGUUUCAUCCUUGUCCCAGGUCAGUGAGACAAGCUCCUUACCCAAAAAUUCCUCCAGUGUGUCAGACAGUUCUGACCAGGAGGAGGAGAUGGAUGAGGAUACAAGCACUUCUGUAUCCCCUUGCAGAGCUUACCAUAAGAAGCUCCUUGAAAUAAGUGCACCUGUUAGAGUUUUGUCAUUCCAGAAGGCCUCUGAAGAAGAAAAGCUGAGAAUCCCCAAGUCUUUUCGAGUCACUGAGACCAGCACCUCCUCCAAAACUACUUCUGAUGAGUUUGGAGCUUCUGACCAGGAAGUGUUUGAGAAGGGCACCAGAACCUCAAGUUCGCCUCUUACAUCUGACCACAAAGACCUCCCGCACGAAAGAACUCUUACCCAAAUAUCAUCCUUCCAGAAUGUUUCUGAUCCCAAAAGUGCCGGAGUCUCCUCACAUGAAGUCAGUGAGACCAGCUUCUCCUUGAUUCAAACACUGAGAUCUGACAAGGAGGAGCCAUCAGACGCAACAAAGCCUACCACAGUUUUAUCUAGCCAGAAGACUUGUGAAGCAAAAGCUCCAUGGAUCUCUUCCUCCUCAAAAGUCAGUAAAAAUGGCGCAGUGUCCAAAACAUCCUCCAAUCCACUUUACAGAUCUGACCAAGACGAGCUACUUGAGGGGGACAGCAAAACUCAGGUUUCAGCUGGCCUGUCAGAUCCUAAACGCUCCUCCUCUCUUCGUCCCUCAGUUAAGCCUCCUUUGCCUCCCAAGCCAAGGUUGUCUCCUUUAUCCCUUCUACCUGAUUCCCACCUUCAGGAACUAGAAGCAACCGGUCGACAGCUUCCUGAUCUGGUGGAUUCUGCUAAAAUGUUUCCAGAAACAAAAGGUGAUGACAAAGACGAAGAUAUAAAAGAAGCAGAAAAUGAAAAUGAAGAGGCUAAGGCAGCAAGCAGGAUACUGGAGGGAACGCUGGAGAUCAAAGUGAAAUGUAGUGGUAGCGAAGGAGUCGGAGCCAAGGGGCGUGACCAUUGGGAGGAGGUGUUUGCAACGCUUAAUGGAGACAAACUCUGUUUGUACGUGGACCAAGAUGCUGCCAAGCAGGGCACCACCAGGUGGCCUCCUGUCAUCUUGAAGGGAGUAAUCUGCAAGGAAAACUCUGUUGCUGCUCAACACAGGGGCAAAGAACACUCAUUCACUGUCAUGCUAGCCGACGAAUCUCAGUUUGUGUUUGCGGCUUCCACUCGGGACCUCCAGCAACUUUGGUUGAGGUCACUUCAGAGUCAAAGCCCACACGGCACAGCUGACUCGGAAUCCUCAGAUGGCUCACACUCUUCGGACCACUCACACAGCCGUGAUAACCUGCAGAGACAAACAUCUUCAGAGAUUCGGGGCCCCCCUAAACCCCCCCACACUUACUACCGUACGCACCGCUACCUGCUGGGCGGCGAGGCGCUCGGCGAAGACGCUGCAGCAGACAGCCAUAUCCAGCCUCCUACGAUGGCCCCUCCCUCACCACCGCCUGCCUUUGCCAAUGGCAACACCAGCAAAACCAAGAUGGCAGCCUUCCGGAAGUUCUUCACCAAAAAGUAGAACGCGCUCAUGCUAACUUGAGCCACAUUUUCAUUAAUUGCCUUCGUCUUGCAUCAUAAAUAGAAAUCCUCAUAUCUAAAUGAAAGUUUUUCAGUGAAUAAUGGAGAAUGUCUAAGAAACAAAUCAAUAAAAUUCAUUUAUAGGCCAAUUUUUGGAUGCCGAAUUACAAAUAGAAUUUAAUGAAUUAAGAAUAACGAAUCAUGAAUCUUAUUAAAAUGUCUUCAAAUAUUUUAAACGAUUAUAUUUAGGGGGGGAACAUACUUUUUUGUCGUACUAGAAGAAAGUGUAAUUGCACAUCCACUCAGUGGGUGGCAGUGCCGCUCUCAUUAUCAGCGUGUGCGAAGUACGUUUGAACCAAACGAGCACACAGAAAAGAGCCUGAAGAUAUGAAAAGCUAAGACAAGGCUUUGUCUUUUAGUACAGUACAGAGGAAACACCAGACCGUCUACUUUGUCUAAAAAGGUUCCCAGCGGACAGCAGGAAUUAUUUUUUUUCAGCGAGUGCCAAAUAUUGCCAGCAAUCCUCCCGCUUUGUCAGUGUUACAUCAGUAAACCAGUGAGCACGGUUAGCAUCAUAUAAGUUGGCAUACCAAGUUGCUCAAUGCAAAAUAACCCCACACCAUAGCAAAGGAGCUGAUACUGCCUGCAGCAAAAAUAAAAACUGUCCCACUUCCCACUUUUUGUUCUAUUAAUUUUUGUUUUUUUGGUCUAAUUGUUUGACAUAUUGUCUUCAUGCUUGAUGUUGCUAAUCAAUUUGAAUUUAUUAUUAUUUAUUGAUUUCAUUAAACGGUC